AUGUCUCUUGGCAUCAGCCAAGAGGCAGCAUCCAAUUAUUCCCAGGCUCAACGCAGGCUCUGCGAUUCAACGUGCCGCUGGACCAGCACGGCCUGCAGCAGCCAGCUCUGCCCCCGCUGCCGGCACUUCGUGCAGCAGCGCAGCCCAGCAGCCCGAGACGAGAGAGGAGCAGGGCCUGAAGACACUGAGUACGUCUGGUGUAUUUCUGGGAGCAUCGUGAGUCUGGGCCAGCCAGUGAGCAAAUACACGGCAUUUGAAGAACUUGGGCGAGGGGGUUUUGGCGCUGUUUAUAAGGCCCUUGACACCAGCACAGGACAACAGGUGGCCAUCAAGAUCAUGUCACUCCAAGAGGAGAUGUCCGAGGAGCUGGCUGUCAAUGAAAUCCUGGUCCUGAGGGACAACAGGAAUCCCAAUAUUGUCACCUACUUGGACAGCUACCUGGUGGGUGCGGAGCUCUGGCUGGCCAUGGAGUUCAUGGACGGCGGCACGUUGUUUGAUGUGCUCAGGGCAGUGUACCUGGAGGAAGGACAGAUAGGCGCUGUCUGUCGGGAGGUGAGGGAUCCCGCUUGUGCUUCCCCAGGCCUGCCCUGCACGGUGCUUGUCAACUGCAGGGUAAAGGCAGCAGAGAUUUCUUGCUCUCGGCUUUCUUUUGGUGCUGCUGUCACGACGCAGAGGAGAAGGAAGGGCAUCUGAGGUGAACUGCCUGCCGGUGUCCCCGCACUCCUUCGGCUCUGUUCUUGCACUCUUCCACGCGCUCUGUCCUCUGGCGCUCGUGCUGGCUCCCUGGCUUCGUUUCACUUGUUUCCUCUUCUCAGCUUCGCCUCUGAAAGUCUGCCUGCAGCCUGUCCGUCUUUCCUACAUUCCAUGCCACUGUGAGCAAGCAUGCAGGUGGCAGAAUUUGAAGCUAAGGGCAAAGAGAUGUCCUCAGCUUCCAAGGAUAGCAUUGCAGCCCAGAUGGCAUUGGAUUCUGGAACACAUCUCACGUGCUGCUUCCUCCGCUGCUGCCACUAGGCUUCCACAAAAAUCUUUGCCAUGCCGCCUCCCAGGCCGAGGUGAUGCGCUUCGUACCGAAGGCGGGUGGAACUUGUGGAAGCCCAGAUGCCUUUGCUUUGAAAUGCAGAAAACACUUCUAAGAGCCUUGAAGCAUCAAGCUGUUCUUCUCGACAGCACCACGAUGCUGCGGCCUCGCUCACAAGUCCCUGCGAAAGCUGUCAGUCUCAUCGAAUCCUUUCCUUUCCAGCGGGCUGGAAUCAGAGCCUGGAUGUUAA
This is a messenger RNA of Passer domesticus (house sparrow), 1268 nucleotides long. Its product is annotated as serine/threonine-protein kinase Pak-like. Gene Ontology annotation, molecular function: ATP binding; protein serine/threonine kinase activity. Gene Ontology annotation, biological process: intracellular signal transduction; regulation of axonogenesis; protein phosphorylation. Lineage: Eukaryota; Metazoa; Chordata; Aves; Passeriformes; Passeridae. Gene Ontology annotation, cellular component: cytoplasm. Bases 1 to 693 code for a protein of 230 amino acids. The transcript is spliced from 6 exons. The record is from RefSeq and is a predicted model, not a curated record.